Messenger RNA from Penicillium salamii, 1431 nucleotides. Lineage: Eukaryota; Fungi; Ascomycota; Eurotiomycetes; Eurotiales; Aspergillaceae. The record is from the annotation of a GenBank genome assembly.
AUGUGGAAAGAUUUCCCCUAUUACAAGAUUGUGUUGGAAAUUCCCGAAACCCCCAGAAGCAAAGAAAGGCCAAAGGGCUGCAGGAUCCCACUUCCAAUUAGACUCCAUUCCCCACUUCACAACUGCCCCUCCGUUCUGCCUUUAUUACCCUUACUCUUCCUCUUCCACCAAUACCCAUCUCUAUUGCUGCAAUCCCACGCUUUGGAGCUGUGGUCUCCCGAACACGUCAUGGCACAGAACUCUUCCCCGGGUUUGGUCCCGAUCAUCAACACCGAUAAAUCAGCCGGCAUUUCCAAAAUUUCCGAGGACGAGUUUGAGGUCUCCUCACCAACCGACUUGACCUUCCGACAGUCCGGUGCCGGCAGCUCUGCGUUUGGAGGCAGUGCGUUUGAGGGAGGAGCACAAGCGGGGGGCUCGUUAUUCAGUCGGAGUCCGUUCCAGCAAGCCCAUGAGGAAGAGCAGGAAGGGGAGCUGGCCCCUCUCCCCGCUCGAUCGGCACAACAAGGAUUCCCCAGCAAUUAUGCGCUGGGCCGACGCACCUCCGUCUCCGCCGAAUCACUAAAUCCCACUGAAGCCGGCUCGGAGAGCUGGUCACCCCCGCACCACCCAAAAUCCGAAGAGCAGGUUUCUCGGCUCAAGAGUGCGGUCAGUAGCAAUUUCCUCUUCUCUCACCUCGAUGACGAUCAAUUCACCACGGUCCUCCAUGCCCUCGUCGAGAAGCCCAUCCCCGCCAAGGAUAUCAAGGUCAUCUCCCAGGGUGACGCGGGUGAUUAUUUCUAUAUCGUGGAGAAAGGUAAUUUCGACAUCUACAUCCACUCUUCUGGCUCGGUGCAGCCUGGCCCAGAGGGUCUGGGUAACAAGGUCGCCUCGACUGGUCCAGGUGGCUCCUUUGGUGAGCUGGCUCUGAUGUACAACGCCCCACGUGCUGCGACGGUCAUUUCCACCGAGGCGAAGAGUACCCUCUGGGCUUUGGAUCGCAUCACCUUCCGCCGCAUUCUCAUGGACUCGGCGUUCCAGCGCCGUCGCAUGUACGAGGCCUUCCUGGAGGAAGUCCCGCUGCUGUCAUCUCUGAAACCUUAUGAGCGGUCUAAGAUUGCCGAUGCCCUGGACACAAUCAAGUACCCGGCCAAUUCCACCAUUAUCCACGAAGGGGACCCCGGUGACGCCUUCUACCUGCUCGAGUCUGGUGAAGCCGAAGCUACCAAGAACGGGGUCUCUGGACCCGUCAAGAACUACCACCGGGGUGAUUACUUUGGCGAGCUUGCACUGUUGGAUGACAAGCCUCGCCAGGCGAGCAUCACUACCAAGACAGACGUGAAGGUGGCGCGGUUAGGUCGGGAUGGAUUCAAGCGACUUCUUGGACCCGUGGAGGAGAUGAUGAGACGCGCCGAAUAUGAGUUGGAUGCGAGCAAGUCUCCAGUUUCCAAAUGA